Molecule: messenger RNA, 6905 nt
Organism: Tuber aestivum (summer truffle)
Lineage: Eukaryota; Fungi; Ascomycota; Pezizomycetes; Pezizales; Tuberaceae
Source: the annotation of a GenBank genome assembly
GAUCCUGAUCCAAACAUUUUUUAUCACUAUAUAUUAUAUAUAUUUAUCCCUUGUUUUUCGUCUCGCCUUUACUCUGCUCGGAUGCUCUCGAUCUGCUACAUCGGGACUUUCUACCAGAUUGAUGAACGGGCAACUCGGGGCCAGUUGCGGUACCGUACGGUGCAGUACCGGUAACCUGCUAUAAUACGACACUGCUAUUGGCGAUCAUGGUGAUGACGAACAUGGUAUGGUGUGGUUGUGAGCAGGAUACAGGGAGGUGCCGUUCCUGACUCUACGAGUACUGGACGGGCCUGUACCCACCUGUCACCGACAACCAGGCUGCAAGGGGGGUGUCAUCGCUUCCUUCUCUCAGGAUAGAAUACCGGUAGUACGGGAGUGUCUUAUCAUAUCCAUGGAGAGACUCUGUUGUCAGCAAGCCGAGAGCCUUGCGUUACCGGGAACUCUUUGAACAUUAUUGACCGCCCGACGGCGCGCACCUUUCUGACGCCUCGGUGCUGGCUUUCUGUUAGCAUAUCUUCAGCUGCGAUCCCUCCAUCCACCCAUCCCUCCAGGUCCCAGAGAUAACGACUGGGAGGUCCCUUCGCUUCCUGUAUUUCAAAAAGCAUACCAACACUUCCCCAUUGCUCUCCUCCUGGUUGGCAGUCAGACAAUCCUCAUCCCCGAUAUCGGCUUCCAUUGGCCCAACGGAACUGAUGGAUCCCUUCUUUUCCACCUGGACGAGCUCCUCGCUUUCCAAGCAGCAUCACUUCACUUCUCCGGCUUCCGUCGACUUUAAUACCUGGUACGAUUGAAUCUGAUGACAUGCUCUAUAAUAUCAUAUUUUGAUCGGUUCGCUAACGACCAUAUACUUGUUGAAGGGGCCUAGGAAGCACCACUCGACUGGCUAUCUAUGGAGUCACUAUCGUUCUAGCUGCCUCGUUUUUGCUGCUACAAAGAUUUCUAAGUGGCGACCCUUUCUUUCCGCGUGCCGACUACAGAUCCUACAAUAUCGUUAAUCGGAAACUAUUCCUGGAACUCUAUGAUGCGGAUGAGCUGCCGAAGGCUCCCAUCGAAGAAUUGAGAGGUGAGGCUCAAAAGGGGCCCUAUGGUUCACCCGGCUGUGGGAACUGGUUUUAACACGGUAUCAAGGCACCCGCUUGAGGUUCGCAUGGAUCCAGGCUUCAUGUUUCGGCGGUCUCGUGUCCGUCAACGCAGCUCUGCUGAUCUUGCGGUGUCUACGGGGCGAGAUUAUAAUCGAUGAGGGUAGGCCCAUGGUUUCCCCUAUGCUGCUUUAGGGUUAUGUGCUUACGUACCGGUAUGUAUGUGGGGAUUUAGUCGCUGAACUUGUUUACUGGACAUUCCUGUCCACCCUCUUUCUAUACCGUUUCUACCCUAACCCCUAUAGACCGACAUUACAAACCCUGACAUCUGUGGGGAGUCUUGUACCAUUGCUGCUAAUCAUGGAACGUGAUAUAUUACCUAAAUUGCUUUUACAUCCAUCGCGUGAGAGGCUUCUUGAUGUUCGCACUGGAUGGGUAGUAUAUACUCGACUUGGGCUGACGCUAGCCAUCGGUAUCUUGGCUUUGGCUACGCCCCGAGUGUGGUAUCCGGUAGACCCUUCAGCAGGCAGUGAACCCACUCCCGAACAGGUAUGGAAAUUGGACACAUUAUGUGGGGUUGCGGUAAGCUCUAAUAGAAAGUGAUAGGUUGCGUCGCCUUUCAGUUAUGCCAUCAGUUACUAUUGGAUAGAGAGCAUUAUACGUAUUGCCUAUCGCAGGGACGUUGAAGUAGAAGACUUGCCACCGAUUCCCGACUAUGAUCGCGGGAAAUUGUGGAGUAGGAUGAUUGCUAAUCAUCAACGGUCCACCACUUUCUGGACCUUGCUGUCACUCAUGAAAUACGAGUUGUUGCUCAUGACGCUCUUUAGUUUCCUUAUAGGUGCUACGCAGGUGUGAUAAUUUCUCUCUCGGAGAAUAAAAGUAUUUGCUAAGAAUGCAUCGUUAGUUUAUCUGGCCUCUUUCCAUGAAACACCUCUUGGCAUAUAUUGAAGGAUCGUCCCAACCUGUUAUCACCCCUUGGGCUUUUGUCAUGGGGAUGUUUUUGGGGCCUCUCCUUGGCGGCGUAGCGUGGGAAGCUUAUGUCUUUCAGUCCAACCGGUAUGAACGCGAUUGCUUGUCGAGUCGAGGGGUAGCUUGCUGAAAAAUCCUAGUGUGGGUAUUCGUGUUAAGGCAGCCCUCACUCAAUCGCUGCUCGAAAAGACUCUCAAAAUCAGAUUUACUGCUGAUUCGGUUAGCAAGGAAGAAAAGAAAAACACCGCCAAGACGGACAAGGGAAAGGGGGACAAAACCGAACCUGAGGAAGACCACCAGAAAUCGAGGGUUGGGAGGAUCAACAAUCUCAUGAGUUCUGAUCUGGCUCAGCUAUCCUCUGCUCGGUCUGUUUCCGCAUGUUCUAACUUGGGGGAAUCUGUUGCUGAUAUUUUUCUAUAGUGAUUUUUUCCUUGUCUUUGGAUCUGUACCAAUUGAGAUCUUGUUUUCCAUGAUUUUUCUCUAUGGACUACUGGGGUGGUCUAGUAUAGUUGGUGUAGCUAUGAUGAUCGUUACAAUGAUCAUACCUGGCAUACUUGCGAAACUACUGGCUAAAGUCCAAAGAAGGACUCGGUUGGCUAGCGAUGCUAGGAUAGAGGCGAUGACUGAGACACUCAACUCUGUUCGGAUUAUCAAAUUCUUUGGUAUGGAGAAAGUUUUCCUAUCGCGGAUCCGCGAGAAGAGAGAGACUGAGCUAUGGCUUUCUUUCCUCUCAAUGGUUUACACUUUGGGAUUUUAUACUGUUUCGCAUUUGCUGCCGAUUAUCAAUAUGGUAUGUAUUCACUAUUGGUUAAAUAGACCUUGGAGUAUAUUUUGACUAGGUUAGAUCGUUACGUUUGGAAUUUAUACGGAGGUCAUGAAACUGCCCCUGACUCCUAGUAUCGCAUUCACCUCGAUAAGGUUUGUCCCCGUUAAAGCUUAGUGUGACAUGUGUUGGGGGAGACACUUUCUGAUUGUGUGAAAUUCUAGCUUGUUUGAGAUCCUUAGCCAUCAGUUCUGUAUGUCAACCUCAGCUUUUAAACUGAGAGUUUUACUAACAGUUACUAGCAUGGGUGUCCCAUGUCACCCGAUCACUGAUAUCAGCCUUCAUUGCAUUCGAUCGUGUCGACAAAUUCUUGAUCGAAGAAGAGGAACUCGAGAGGGUAGAGCAGAUUGAAGGCACCGCAAAGAGAGAAAUUGGACCCUAUCUCAAAAAUGCAACACUUUCCUGGUCUAUGCCUGGAUCGGGAACGGAUGAUGGCUUUAGACUCGCUAGUAUCGACGUUGAGUGUGUGUAUGGCGGAUUAACUGUCAUUGCGGGCCCCGUGGGCUCCGGGAAGAGUUCAUUCCUGCUCGGGCUUUUGGAGGAGAUGCGGCUUUUGAAUGGCGAAAGGUUUUUGCCUCGUGGCGAUGGGGUUGCUUACGUUGCUCAAACAGCUUGGUUGCAGUCGUUAACUAUUAAAGAUAAUAUAUUGUUCGGUAGUCCAUAUGAAGAAAAGAGGUACAAUGCUGUUCUCGAGGCAUGUGGUCUGUCAGAGGACAUAGAGAAACUCGACGCGGGCGACCUUACAGAGGUAUUUAAAGAAUCCAUGGCCGGUGUUGCGCCAUAACCGCUAAUAUUCUGAACUAGGUCGGCGAGCAAGGGGGUAAGAAACUCGACGGGCGUAGGUUCGUGUAAGGAUAGUGCUGAUCUCUCUAGUAACCUUAUCCGGAGGUCAAAAAGCACGAUUAGCGUUGGCAAGGGUAUGCUUGCCCGGUUUCCCGCCAUGGCCCGGGGAAUUCUGCUAACGUGUCCAGGCUGUUUAUUCACCCGCGCAAACCGUUCUCCUUGACGACGUACUUUCAGCAUUAGAUGCUGGCACCAGCAAGUUGGUUUUUGAAAAAUGUAUCAAGGGCGAAGUAUUGGCUGGCAGGACAGUAGUUCUGGUCACACAUCAGUAUGUGCUGAAUGAACACCACUACGGAGCCUUGAGCUAAUAGGCCCUUCAGCUUAUCACUCGUUUCACCAGCCGCCAAGAAAAUUAUUGUGCUCGCCAACGGUCGGGUAGUUUCGGAUAGUAGCCCUGAAGCACUUUCCGAUGAUGCAAUUGAACUCUUGAGAGAAAAUGAAGAAGCUGAUAUAGUGACCAACGAUGUGGCACUGGUCGAGCUAGUCGAACAGCCGAUAGAAGCGAUAGUACCGGAAGCGAAGCCGAAGAAUUCUGGAAAGCUUGUUGCUGAAGAGGCUCGCAACAAGGGAAGAGUGCCAAAAAAGCUAGUGUUUGAAUACCUUAGGUAUUUUGGGCCAUUGAUUAUCACACUUGUCUUGGUUUUCAUUAGCAUGUUGGAUAAAGUGGUCGAGUGAGUGUCCCCUGGGCAUUCUUCACCGCGGUUUAUUCACUAACAAUAUGAAGCUUGGUUGAUACGUUUUAUAUUGGCCUUUGGUCUAGUGGGUUGCACUUGGACAUAGAUUUCUCAUCAGGCCAAGUGAGCUAACUACCUCUCUAGACGAAUACUCCAAACCGGGCCCGGUUGACGUUAAGUGGUGGCUGGUAAGAGCAUGAACUGUUUCCAAAUGUUUUCUUAGCGCUAACUUGUUUUAGUCGGUGUAUGCAGGUAAAGAUGAUACUGUCCGAUAGGUAAUACCGGUGCAAAUACGCUGACCGAGAUCAAUAGCUUUGUUGAUUGGAACAUCAAUUUUCAAUACCUUGGUCUACAGCAUUUGGUAUUUCUUCGCUUGGGUAGGGGCAAGGAGAAUUCAUGAGGAACUGGUAUCUGCAGUUUUGUACUCUCCGAUACGGUUUUUCGACACUACUCCCGUUGGAAGAAUAAUCAAUCGCCUCUCAAACGACAUCGCGUAAGUCCUCCUCGGUUCCUCCUCCCCCAGCGGUCUCGGCUGACAAUAGUAGCGCUCUCGAUAAUAACUUGGGUGCAUACGUAAAUAUUGUGCUUGAUCAACUGCUUGACAUAGUAUUUAGAGCGGUUGUCAUGACCGGAUUGUUGCCAGCCUUUUUUUUUCCAACAGUCUUGGUUUCCUUUUUCGGGAUCGCGUGCGGUGAACUGUAGGUUUGCCACUCGUCCUGCGUGAUCAUUUUUCUGACAGAAUUUAGUUAUGUUCGUGCCCAAAUAGGUGUCAAGAGAAUUAUCUCUGUCAAGGAGUCCCCCUUGAUUUCGCACUUUGGUGACACAAUUUCUGGUAUUGUCACGAUUCGGGCUUUCUCUUGUCAGGAGCGCUUUCGCGAGGAAAAUAUUAAGAGGAUUGAUGAUUUCACACAACCGUGAGUUCAGCUCCCUCGAGAUCCUUAGGUUUAUGUAUUGACCGGUCUAGAAAUGAGGUCAAUUAUAACCUGAAUCGAUGGAUUGGAAUCCGUACCAGUGUCUGUACUUCGAUCAUUGGUGCCGCUGCUGGAAUUAUAGCUCUUACGACAAAGGGCUCUUCCCCCGGUAUGAUUGGGUUUAGUAUGUCAAAUGCCUUAGCCUUUAGCUCUUCGAUCCUUUUUGCUGUGAGGUAUUUCAAUUUACUCGAGGUGGAACUCAAUUCCUUCGAACGUGUCAAGGAGUAUAUCGAAAUGAAGCAGGAGCCUUCAUCAAGGCCCGAAGCGGAGCCUCCCGCUGCAUGGCCCACUCAGGGUGACCUCAAGGUUACCGAGCUCUCAGUAAAGUAUUCUGAGGACGGCCCGGAAGUCUUGAAUAAGAUCAGCUUCGAAAUCAAGCCGAGCGAAAGGGUGGGUAUCGUUGGAAGGACCGGAGCCGGAAAGAGUAGUUUGGCUCUUAGUCUUUUACGUUUCACUGAAAUAUCCAAUGGUAGCAUAGUCAUCAAUGGAUUGGAUGUUCAGAAAAUCAACCUCGAGGCUCUGCGACAGCGCGUUACAAUCAUUCCGCAGGACCCUGUCUUAUUCUCUGGCACUAUUCGGACUAAUCUUGACCCUUUUGGUGGCCUGGAUGAUACGGAGCUUCAGGCCGCCCUUGAUGGAAGUGGGUUGGCGGGUGACAAAAUGGAUGGAGUUGACAGCGGCAUUGCAUCCGCUGCCACUUCUGGUACUGCGACCCCAACAGAGGCGGAAUCUAGUGCAGCGCCAAAAAACAAGAAAAUUGGACUUGACACCCAGAUUACGUCCGGUGGUGGAAACCUAUCCCAAGGGCAGAGACAACUACUAGCAUUCGCUAGAGCCCUCAUUCGGAGGUCAAAGUUGGUAAUAUUUGAUGAGGUAAGCAGCCACAGCACCUACGAGCCAUUUCUUUUGGUCGGCUUCAAAUAGUUUCCCGAAAUCUCCUGCGAAAUGUUAAUGUUAAGAGUAGGCAACGAGCUCGACCGAUUUGAAAACGUGAGACUCUUAAUUGGAAUGGUAUUUCAUCUUGGCUAACAGGUUUAACAAGAGACGAACGAAUUCAAGAAACCAUACGGACGAGUUUUCCCGAUUCAACUUUAAUAACAAUCGCUCAUAGGCUACGUAGGUUCCUCUCGUAUUGAGCCAUAAUACUUGAAGUUUUUUGCCUUUUUCCUGUCAUGCUAACCCCCUAUCACACACAGGCACUGUGAUGUCCUUUGACCGUAUAAUUGUAUUAGACAAUCUCGGAAAUGGCGGGGAGAUAGUGGAGUAAGUCCCGUUGGAAUUCGUAUUGUAAGAGUCUGUUUGCCGACUAAUUUGUGAAGAUUUGAUAUCCCACUCAAUCUGCUGCAGAACCCAGAGGGCAUGCUCUACAACCUAGCACGCAAGAGCGGGGAGUUUGAUGAAUUGCUGAAGUUAGCAAAGGACGGGGUUGAAGCCAGAUAACCUGCUGGAGGUUCUAUGCUUUUUUUCUUCUCCUUAUAAGUUAUAAGAAACCAGCUUCUGUUUAGUUUGCCAUACUCGAGUAAUAGAUACCUUUUUUACGUUGCGC